CUCAAGGACUUCGUAUUUGACUUGCUCCUCGAUCCACAUCUGCAAAGCUUGAUUCGACGUCGGCAAUUCAUUCGCCCAACUACAUCCAACCCACAGCUUGAAACCCGAAAGCAGUUAGCCAUGCACUUCAAAGCCCUUCUCCUCUCCGCUCCUGUCGUCCUCGCGAAUGUUUACACCAUCGAUGUCGGCGAGUCCCCUCUUACCUUCUCUCCCAAGACCAUCAGCGCAAAGGUCGGCGAUACGGUGAUCUUCCACCUGUACAGCUCGCAUGAUGUAGCCCAGGGCAGUUUCGAUAAGCCGUGUCAGCCGUUGAGUGGAGGAUUUUACUCCGGUCCGUUCAGUGGUACGGAUAACGGUAACAAGAAAUUCGUCAUGAAUGUUACAAGCACAGACCCCAUCUACUUUUACUGUGCUGUGCAGAAACAUUGUCCGAAUGGAAUGGUUGGAGGGAUUAAUAUCCCGUCCGGCGAUAAGUCCAUCGAAGCGUAUGCUUCCGCUGCCAAGGCUGCUACACCAUCUGCACCAGCCAGCUUGAGCGGUGGAAAGUUGGAGACAGAUCAGGAACUCGCUGCUUUGACGGCGUCGGCGAGCGCAACUGCUAGCGCCUCGCGUUCUGCUUCGGGCUCCGCAUCCACCGGCGCCGCCUCUGGCACACCGGCAGCAUCAGGAUCUUCAAAGCCCUCAGGCUCCGCCACAGCCGCUGCUUCUGGCACUGCUAGCGCCAAGGCUAGCUCCACGGGUGCUGCGGAUGCGCUUAUUGCUAGCCAGGGAUACGGCAUCGUCGCUGCUGCCUUUGGUGUCGUUGCCUGGUUCUUGUAGGGGGGUGUUAGGAAGAGAGCAGGAGAGGGAGAAGGAAGGAAAGGGAGGUGGGAAUUAAGAAUAGUUCUGUAAGCUAACAGAUGGUAUGGGCCAUUGGCCCUGUCUGGAUGUUAUUAGUUUAGUCAGGGGAUUUAUGAUAUC
Molecule: messenger RNA, 960 nt
Organism: Lindgomyces ingoldianus
Lineage: Eukaryota; Fungi; Ascomycota; Dothideomycetes; Pleosporales; Lindgomycetaceae
Exons: 3
Coding region: 121-819 (232 amino acids)
Source: RefSeq, a predicted model, not a curated record